GUUUGGAGGGAGGGAAAGGGCCAGUGCCAGAGGGGCUUAGAUAGGGUUUUCUGCAAGCAAUUGUGAUCCCAGCGAUGGCGCUCCAAACCGGCGCAGGCCUAUCCAAGAUCGUGAUCCUUGUCGGAGCAGGGUACACCAGCACGGUUCUUUUCAAGAACGGGAAAUUGUCCGAUGUGUUGGGUGAGCUUCAGGCUGUGGUGAAAGGAUUAGAGAAAAGUGGGAUAGCAGAGGGUGACCCAGACUAUUCUGAUGCCAUUGCUUCCCAGGUGCGUCGGUUAGCAGCGGAAGUCCGACAACUGGCCUCAGCUAGACAUACGAUCAAUGUGCAUGGUUGCGAUCAGACGACGACGACGACGUACAUCAAUUAUGGUAGCAUAACACCUCUUCUAGUGCCAGCCGCUGCCUUAGGAGCAUUGGGUUAUGUAUAUAUGUGGUGGAAGGGGCUUUCAUUCUCAGACCUUAUGUAUGUGACAAAGAGUAAUAUGGCAAAUGCCGUUUCAAACUUGACAAAACAUCUCGAGCAUGUGUCUGAGGCUCUUGCUGCAACAAAGAGGCACUUGACACAGCGAAUUGAAAACUUGGAUGGAAAACUGGAUGAUCAACUGGAGAUAUCGAAGUUAAUUAAGACUGAGGUUACUGAUGUUCGUGGUGAUCUUUCUCAAAUUGGCUACGACUUGGAUGCUUUACAGAGAAUGGUUUCUGGCUUGGAUGGAAAGAUUUGCUCACUAGCAGACAGACAGGACCUUGCAAAUAGGGGAGUGUUGUACCUGUGCAACUUUGUUAAUCGAGUAGAAGUGGAAAUGUCAGAAGUUCUCCAGCAGGAACAACUUAAGCUUUCUGGGAAGUCUCGUGGUUGUCUUACUGCUUCUGAAACUUCAAGCCUAAAGGGUCUGAAGGAGAUAACAGAUUAUUUAGAGAUGGGAAAUGCCAGUAGGUCGAUAACAGAUGGCUCCUGCCAAGACUCUACUGAGGAGCUGGAUGACCCGCCCACUAGUCCGACAAGUGACAGUUGAUGUAUCUGUGUUGAUGCCUGAAAUGAUAUGUAGAGGAUGGAUUCAACCAAACAUUAAUUAAGCUAUUCCGGAAAAGACAUCAAGUAGGUUUCUCUUUCAGCAUGUCCAUGGAGAAAGGAAGAAACGUGGAUCGUACACAUUUCACAGUUUUUUCUUGUAACUUUUUUGUAAUUCUUCUUGUCAUCGUUCAUCCGUACAUGUUUUUGUGAUUCUCUCAUAUUUUUCCAGUAUGUUGUACAUGAUGCUCUGCAAGCACAUGUAUACUCAUGUUUCUUUAUUCCUUUGACAUGGUAUUUCAGAAUAAAUUGUAAUACAGGACCACAGGUUUGUUGUUGUGCUGGUAAAAUUGUUAUGCAACAUUGAUUUCAGAUGUAUAUUUGUUGGAUAUUCUUUCUGAA
Rhododendron vialii is the source of this 1411-nucleotide messenger RNA. RefSeq lists its product as uncharacterized. The transcript is spliced from 13 exons. The record is from RefSeq and is a predicted model, not a curated record. The coding region runs from base 75 to 1013 and encodes 312 amino acids. NCBI's taxonomy places the organism in Eukaryota, Viridiplantae, Streptophyta, Magnoliopsida, Ericales, Ericaceae.